AUGGACUGGGGAACUGCGAUGGCUUCUCCAUUUCGUCAUCCAAUGAUGGCUACACCUGUCUCCUGGCAUCCCUGGGCAUCGGAACGACCUCACAAAUCGGAGGAACUGUAUGGAUCAGUUCCCAAUCAACAGCAAUGCAGGCAGCCUAACGACACGAACGAGGAAAUUGACGACACCAACGACAUCAACGACGACACCAACGACACCAACGACUACAUCAUCCACCCAGCCACGACCGGCAUGUCCGUUUGUUUGGGGAAGGAAAGUGAACUUCUGAACUUGCCCAAUUUUGCACGAAAGACCGCCACCAAUGCCGUCAAACGUUACCAAGACACUGAGAGCAACAAUGACCGUGUUCGCAGCGGUCGAGGCCGACGACUUCAAACACCCCCAUCGACCGAAGAAAGCUCAAGGAGCAAGUCCAAAGGAAUUCUGAGUGUUCGACAAGGAAACUCGCCAACGCCGUCAAAAAUUUCCCGAAGAACCCGUCCAGCAAAUACUUAA
Darwinula stevensoni is the source of this 504-nucleotide messenger RNA. The record is from the annotation of a GenBank genome assembly. Lineage: Eukaryota; Metazoa; Arthropoda; Ostracoda; Podocopida; Darwinulidae.